UGACCCAUAGCGGCCCGCUCCCCCCGCGCCGCCUGCAGGUCCCGCAGCAGAACAAUCAGCGAUUCUGCGCGCCACUGACUCUUUGUAUGGCAGGGAGAUGAGGGCAUCCGUGCCACCCCCUCCCGCACUCUCCUGCUCGGGAAGAAAAUGCCCGCGGGUGGGGUGAGGGAAACAUCUGGCUUUGUGAUCCAGGCCUUGGGGAACUGUGUCGCUGAGCGCAGAAUGCCGAAUUGGGGAGGAGGCAAGAAAUGUGGAGUGUGCCAGAAGACGGUUUACUUUGCGGAAGAGGUUCAAUGUGAAGGAAACAGCUUCCAUAAAUCCUGCUUCCUGUGCAUGGUCUGCAAGAAGAAUCUGGAUAGCACCACAGUGGCUGUGCAUGGUGAGGAGAUCUACUGCAAGUCCUGCUACGGCAAGAAAUAUGGGCCAAAAGGUUAUGGCUAUGGACAGGGUGCAGGCACACUGAGCACCGACAAGGGGGAGUCGCUGGGCAUCAAGCAAGAAGAGGCCCCAGGCCACAGGCCCACCACCAACCCCAAUGCAUCCAAGUUUGCCCAGAAAAUCGGUGGCUCGGAGCGCUGUCCCCGUUGCAGCCAGGCUGUCUAUGCUGCUGAGAAGGUGAUUGGUGCUGGUAAGUCCUGGCAUAAGUCCUGCUUCCGAUGUGCCAAGUGUGGCAAAGGCCUCGAGUCAACCACCCUGGCCGACAAAGAUGGCGAGAUUUAUUGCAAAGGAUGCUAUGCUAAAAACUUCGGGCCCAAAGGCUUUGGCUUUGGGCAAGGAGCUGGGGCCUUGGUCCACUCGGAGUGA
Messenger RNA from Chrysochloris asiatica (Cape golden mole), 804 nucleotides. RefSeq names its product cysteine and glycine-rich protein 1 (gene CSRP1). Gene Ontology annotation, biological process: sarcomere organization; muscle tissue development. Gene Ontology annotation, cellular component: Z disc; nucleus; cytoplasm. Gene Ontology annotation, molecular function: actinin binding; structural constituent of muscle. The transcript is spliced from 6 exons. NCBI's taxonomy places the organism in Eukaryota, Metazoa, Chordata, Mammalia, Afrosoricida, Chrysochloridae. The record is from RefSeq and is a predicted model, not a curated record. The coding region runs from base 148 to 804 and encodes 218 amino acids.